AUGAAGCUCCUCGCGAUCUUCCUCCUUGCUCUUAUAGGCUUCGUCGAGACCGCCUCCAGCGUCGCUAUCACUGGUAAUUCCCGCGAUAGUACUGGAUCUGCCGUCACCGGAGACUGUCACAACGGCGACGAGAAGUGCUCCAUCCUCCCGAUCAUCCUCCUCGGCCGCCACUCCAUCAAGCGCUGCAUCAACCACAACUGGGUUGACCACGAGAUCUGCAACGCCGGAGUCAUUUGUACCGCAGACCCUUCACCUCACUGUGCCCUUGCGACCAUCAACGGUGAGAUCGCUGACAAGGACAAGACCUCUGCUGUCGCCGCCAACGAGAUUACAUCCAGGCAAGUCAACUGUCGUGAAGGCAGUCAGCAGUGCGCAUACCUCGAUCCGAUCAAGCGGCACAUCAUCCAACGCUGCUAUGGCCGCAAUUGGGUGAACACCAAGGUCUGCGAAGCCACCGAGACCUGUAUCGGUGGAGCUGCGCCCCAGUGUGUCGCUCAGACCGUUCUGUCUCGCGACGAGGACGCUGAUGAAGACACCGACGAACAAGACACCAACGCAGACGACAUCGACGCCGACCUCGCCAACAAAACCGACCUCCCCUGCACAAAAUGUAAGAGGAUGCGCGAUGAUUGCUUCAAAGUGGGUCAAACCCACUACUCCCCACUCCCCUCUACUUCUCGCGGUAACUAA
Alternaria triticimaculans is the source of this 690-nucleotide messenger RNA. RefSeq lists its product as uncharacterized. The coding region runs from base 1 to 690 and encodes 229 amino acids. The record is from RefSeq and is a predicted model, not a curated record. NCBI's taxonomy places the organism in Eukaryota, Fungi, Ascomycota, Dothideomycetes, Pleosporales, Pleosporaceae. The transcript has 2 exons.